GGGCGAGUGGCACAGGAAAGUUUGAGACAGGCACACGUUCAGGCGGCCGACUGCCUCACUGUGAGCUCGCUUCUGCACCGUUCGAUUGACCUUCUGAGUUCUGACCAAAACACACUCAUUGACAGCUGCUGCCAGGCUCUCAGAGUUGCGCCAUGGAAGGCUUAGGGCUCGGCCUAGGACAGCCGGCCAGCAUAGCUACUAUAAGCACCAAUCGCUAUCUGCCGUCAUCCUCAGCUCGCGCAAUGAGUAACGCGAGCGCAGACAGCCGCUCCUUCUCGGCCGGCUCAACAGGCUCACAUUUGAGCGCACAUGAUGACUCGGCGCGAUCAGACAGUGACCUCAGCACACCCAUGACCUCGUUGUCCAUGUCGACUGGCCCAAAGGAUCACAUGAACUUCGGAAGCUCAAGGCCGCCUAUCGCUGCCAGCUUGGCCAGUCAUCGCGUUGCGACCAACUUUGACCCUCACCGAUCGCUUUUGCCGGGACUAGCAAAACAGAUGGGAUGGGAGAUGGAUCCCACUUUGCUUUCAUUGCUCGAUCAGAUCCAACUCGACCCUUUGCCGUUGGACAACCUGUCAGCCUCGAACGCGCUCUCGUCCUCGCUGCCGUAUAGCAAACCCAUCGAAGCAUUGCAGAUCAAGAAGCCCGAGCGGACCGGAUUGGGCUUGACAGCUCAGCGUGAGAUGAUCCCUCGUACCGAUAGUUUCGCAGAGGAUAGGCUCGUUCUCGACAACACACCGAUCGACAUACCGCGGCCAUCGGCCAGGCCGCCCUUGAUAAAAGCCUCGACGACCCUGCCUGUCCUUUCCGAGGACUCAGCCGUCGACGACGAACUGCCUUGCGCUCCACCGCCUUUGCGCAAGCUUGGCCAUUUCGCAUCCGAGCUGUCCAGCAAGAGCCUCGACCGCUUCCCGACGCCGCUCAAUUCCAUCUCGACAGACCUAGACAAGCUCGCGCGCGGUGAAUCGCCCGUACACGCUACUUCACCCUUGCUCAGGACCGUGACGCUCGCCAAGCUGCAGACGGAGAUCUGUCUCGAUGAGGGCGACCAACGAAUCGGCCGACAGGGCAGAGAAUCUCCCAUCGAUGAUGCCGGCGGGGCUGUCAUGGGCAUCGCUUCUCGGCGCUCUCGCUCUAUCCCUGCUCUAGCUAACACCCCUUCGCGAUUAUCCGGCUCUUUGCUAAAGGAUCAUCAAUCGCGCAAGAUGAAUAGCAACAGCAUGCACCUUGGAGGCUCUCAUGUCAGCGCAGCAGGCAUGGGUAUCCAGCCGUCAAUGUCGAGCAAAUCACUGCGUUCCAACCUCUCGACGACGUCGACAGACGAACCCGAAAUUAUUAGUCACUCUCUCGCAGCCUUCCCCACACCGCCCACAUCGUCCACCCAGAUGACUUUUGGUAUGCAAUCAGAGAUUCUGGCGUACACCCAUGGCGUGCCUGCGGCGCCCUUGCUCUCAUCUUCGCUCGCUGGGGCUGCCACAGCAGGUUCAUUCCAGUUUGAUGAAGGCUACGAGAUCUCAGCGCAUCACAUCAGCGCUGAUACUUCCCUCGUGUCUGCUGCCGGCCAGCACCCAUCCGUGAGCAGAUGCAACGAUGCUACUGCUCCUCGCCUUUCGGAGCAAUCGGCUAUAUGGCAGCCUUACUCGCUUGCCAAUCAGAGCAGCCCACAGCUCGGCCUUUCGCCUCUCGCGCACGAUACGAGCGCCCUAUCGUCGAUCGCCGCCUCGCCCAUGACUUCUGACUGGCAAGCCGAUGCGUCUCCGAUGACGAACUGCUCUACAGAAUGGCCUGAAGCUGGGUCGCCGAGCGCGAAUGCUCUCCUGGAGGAUCCUGCGCUGAUGCAAACGCCUCUUGCAUCUGGCAAGGAUCAUCGCGCUCGCACUUUCAGUGGGCCUAUGCUUAGACUGUUUCGCAGCAAUCCCAAGCUACGUGUUGACAGCAUCAGCUCACCACGCGCAGUCGCCGUCACCUCAGCUGCCAGAGUUCCGAUCGCAGGCCCAGGUGACGAGUUACCAGUUGGCAAAGCCGCUCCCCGCAUGAAGCGACAGCAGUCUGGGGGCAUUCUCAAGAUCACAAAGUUCUUCAGCGGUCGCUCCAAAUCAAGUGAGCAUCAUGCAGUGCCAGUACUGGUACCUUUCGUGCCACCCGGCGAAGAAGACGAGCAGGAAGGCGACUUCAACAAGCCCCGUGAAGCGCCCCAGCCUAUCGCACUGUCAGGCUCAUUUCCCUCGACGCCAAGACCAGACGCGAGCUCUCCGGCCCUCUUGCGCGCUGCCAGCACGCCAAAUCUACGACUGCCGUCGCCAAUGGCAAGCAAGCACGAUACCUUCAUCGCACCGCGAUUGGCGCCAAAUCCGCCCAACUCCCCCGUUGUGGUCAUGUCUAUGGCGCCUCCAAGUCAAAGAAGUCUCUACAAUCCACCCAUCGACGACGGCGCGAGCUCAUUUGGCUUCUUUGCCGAGAAUUACAGCGAGACAUCGGCUCUGCUCGCGCCACAAAUGCCACAUGGACUGCCGUCGCCCGUGCCUCCGGCUACAUCUUCUUGGCGUCAGACUUAUUUGCCAAUCGGUGCUCCUGAUCUACCGCCGAUGGAAGAUGCGCCGAGCAGCUUGCCGCACUCGCACAGCGCUCAGGCCGCUGAUCUUUGUCACAUCUCUGUCAUCGAGCCAGCUUCUCCGGAGAGGGCCGUGCGACCGCACCUCCAUCUCGAGGUCACAGACUCGCCACUAGCAACUUUCGCCCCGCCUCAGACGCCAACGCUCACAACCACGCAGCACUUGUCACCGUUCGCGUCACCUAGCUCUCCUGCAGCUCGGAGCGUGCCCUGGGCUAAUUCUCCGACGCUUGCCGCUGCGCCCCUUAGGCGAUCGUCACUAUUGCCACUGCGCGACAGUAAGGGCGCAGACUCUACUCGCUCAUCGUCUCCGUCAUCAGUCUAUUCGCCAUUGUCGGUCACCGGUCAGAAGUUCCGCCGAGAGCCGUCAGUCUGCAGCGAGAAUAAGUCUGAGCAGGCUGUAAGCUUGCCAAGCGAUCGACUCGAAGUCCUCGAGCACGCUGUCAUGAGCGAUGAAAGUGACGACGACACGCCUUUGGGUCAACGAAACCCUGAUGCUUUCGACAUCCAACGAGAUCUGCGCGACGAAGAGCGUUUUAGGCGACGCGCCGAGCUUGAUGCCAAGCAGCGUACAUCAAGCUCCUCUAGCGUCAGGAACCCUUUUGCUUUCUCUGCAGACGAGCUGUCUUCCAAGUUGGACAAGGUACAAGGGGCAUCGGUCGGCUCAAGCUCAAAGUCUAGUCCUGUCUUAGCCACUGUCGGGCAUUCGCUUCUGCCUCAGACAGACGAAAGCGUCGCGGCUCGAUCACAAUCGCGGCGUGGGUCUAGCGCAAAUCGCAGCAUGUCGCCCGCCUCUCCGCAUGCGGAGAAUUUGCCUGACUUCUUGCAAGAAUCGAAAUUAACCUUCGCACAGACCGAUAAGGUGCAGCGCACCUCGGAAGCCUUGAUCGCCGAAAUGGCUCGCUCUCAACCGCCAAUCGUAAGCGGUCCAGAACCUUUGCUUGCAGUCUCGCAGAAUGUCGAAACGCGUCUUGCAGAAGCAGGAAGUGAACUCCUCAGGAUCUUUGUGGGAGAUGUCGACCACUCUUGUACUGUCAGCAUCUCUGCGGUUACUACAAUCAAAGACGUGCUCGAGCAGCUAUCCGUCAAAGGUGCUCUCACGGGCAGCGAGCAAGAGAAGGGCAAUUGGGCGUUGUGGGACUACUGGUCAAAUCACGGGCUAGAACGACCGCUGCGCGAGUACGAGCGCGUCGCAGACGUUCGUGCCUCAUGGACGCCAGAUACGGCACACACGGGUGUCCUGAUCGCCAAGAAGACGUACUUUGCCUCGCUGCUCCGCACCUCGAAUGAAGGCGUCGACGCAAACGAGGCUAUGGGUACGAUGAUACAGAUGGAGGUUAAGCGCGGCAAAUGGCAGAAACGCUACCUCGAAGUCAAAGACUGCUCGAUAUCAUGGUCUAAGAAUGAGAAGGCGAAAGAAGUCGUUCAUCUCUGCUCGCUUGCGCGAUAUGACGCCUAUAUUGUGAAGCCAAUGUUCGCUACCAAGCUCAAAUGUCCAAAGCCUUUCGCAUUCGCCAUCAAGAGCCUCGAUGCCGUGACCUUAUUCGAGGAUGCUGAGAAGGAUUAUACGCAUCUCUUCUCAGUCAAGACAGCCGACGAACGCGAUGCCUGGGUCAGAGCAAUCUUGGAGGCUAGAAUACCCAUGCUCAAGGCGCAAGCCAAGCAGAAUGCCACGACCGUCUCAAGCGCGCCCUCUCCGGUCGUCUCGCCGGUUCUAGAUGCGAACACGAAUGCGCUGCAACCUUCUAAGACGCGUACGCUCCUGGACUCCCGAUCGUACGCCGACCUCAAAGCGGCAAGUCUGAAGGCGGCUGUCAUCGCUGAGCCUGUGUCGACCGCGACCCCUUUCGCAAAGGGCACUCUGCUUGGUGAUGCCGACAAUAUAGACACGAAGGCCAGACCGACGCUCUCUCCUUUUCAACCGGGCACCCUUCUUGCUGAUCAGACCCUGACGGAUGGCGGGCGGGCAGCUCUCUCGCGAAGCGCAACCUCUGCCACGUUGUCCAAGGUGCCUGCGCCCGCGAGCCAGCAGCAAUCGCUAUCUACGCCGAAGACGGGGGCGAAAAGCCCCGUCACGCUCCCAGAUCGCGAGACCUGGAGCAAAAUGACGCAGGAGGAGAAGCGUCAGGCACUGUCGGCUGUUCAGAAAGGCGCCGGCGCCGGUCGCAAGGCUUUCUUAGAGGUCUCGGCGAACACGAACACAGCGCUCAGCCGAACGGAGGAACCGGCUGUCGAUAGCUGCAGCAGAUCUCAGAUAGUUAUCAAGAAGCCCAGCUCUGCUGCUCUGAGCAGCUACAAGCCAGGAAGCCGCGGCGCCAUUGCACGAAGUCAGACAUUCCGUCAAUAG
Mixia osmundae IAM 14324 is the source of this 4958-nucleotide messenger RNA. RefSeq lists its product as uncharacterized. Lineage: Eukaryota; Fungi; Basidiomycota; Mixiomycetes; Mixiales; Mixiaceae. The record is from RefSeq and is a predicted model, not a curated record. The transcript is spliced from 5 exons. The coding region runs from base 153 to 4958 and encodes 1601 amino acids. Gene Ontology annotation, biological process: signal transduction.